Cicer arietinum (chickpea) is the source of this 992-nucleotide messenger RNA. It is a transcript of the gene HSFB4B, whose product is annotated as heat stress transcription factor B-4b. Gene Ontology annotation, cellular component: nucleus. Gene Ontology annotation, biological process: regulation of transcription by RNA polymerase II. The record is from RefSeq and is a predicted model, not a curated record. Gene Ontology annotation, molecular function: RNA polymerase II cis-regulatory region sequence-specific DNA binding; DNA-binding transcription factor activity. NCBI's taxonomy places the organism in Eukaryota, Viridiplantae, Streptophyta, Magnoliopsida, Fabales, Fabaceae.
UGCAUUUAGGAGAUUAUAACAAAGCAUGAAAUUUGAUUUUUUUGAAGCAACACAAACUCUUUGGUUAAGUGAUGGCAUUCACACUAGAGAGAUGUGAAGAUAAUAAUAUGGUGUUCACAAUGGAGUCUCAAAAAUCAGUGCCUGCUCCAUUCUUGAUAAAGACAUAUCAACUUGUUGAUGAUCCUUUAACUGAUCACAUUGUAUCUUGGGGUGAUGAUCAAACUACAUUUGUUGUUUGGAGACCUCCUGAGUUUGCUAGAGAUCUUCUUCCCAAUUUUUUCAAGCACAACAACUUCUCAAGUUUUGUUAGACAACUAAAUACCUAUGGUUUCAAGAAGGUGGUUGCUGAUAGGUGGGAAUUUGCAAAUGAAUACUUCAAAAAAGGAGCAAAACAUCUUUUAUGUGAAAUACAUAGAAGAAAAACCCCUCAACACUAUCAACAACAAUACUAUGAACAACAACAACAACAUUUUCAACAAGAUGAAAGUAUAUGUUGGAUUGAUACAUCAUUACCAUCUCCAAAAUCAUCAACAGGAACUGAUAUCUUAACAGCACUUUCUGAGGACAAUCAAAGACUUAGGAGAAAGAAUUUCAUGCUUUUAUCAGAACUCACUCACAUGAAGAAUCUUUACAAUGAUAUUAUAUAUUUUAUUCAAAACCAUGUGACCCCUGCAACACACUUUGAACAAAGGAGCAAUAAUAAUAAGAUUGUAGAAUUGGAUUCAGCAACUAAAAUAUCAACAAAUGAUGCUACUCAUCAGUUUAAGGAUUGUAAUACUUCUGUGAAACUAUUUGGUGUUCCUCUUUGUGGAAAAAAGAGAUUGCAUCCAGGUAAUGUUGAUUAAUUAAUUAAUUAACAACAAUAAUUAGUUUUUCAUGUUAAGAGUUUUCCAUUAUCAUUGUUAUAAAUGUAUUGGAUAGCUCUGAUUUUUUUUUUUUUGUUGACAUUUGAAGAGAAUAUCUUUUCAUGUAUAGCUGAGGCUGAUAUUUUU